AUGCGGUCAUCUCAAGAACUUCCUGUGGAUACAGCCCAGAAAGACGUCCAGGCCAACAUUGCUAUCCCUUCUACUGCGGACCUUAGAGUUACAGUGACAGGUGUCAACCAGUCCAAACGACGAAAGAGGACGUUUCGAGUCAUUGAGCGCCCCGAUGGUGUCAUCGUUGAAUGUCCUAGCUACCGAAAAAGCCUCCCAACGCUCACACCAGAGCGACAUUUGCAAAAGAAGCCGGUGGUUUUGCCCAUCCCUUCCGAACCAUCGAAGCCCAUGUUGGGAGCAAAUGCUUGCAAGAACAAGGAGGAAUUGCUAGGAAUCGGUGCCUUUGCAGGUGGUACAGGUAGAAUAGGACAGGAAGAUUUUGCGGCAUCUAGGGGAGGCUACAACGCACAAGCCAACAACACAGAGGAGCUGAAGUUGGAAAGAUAUGUGGAAGAUGCAUACAAUGGAGUGGCACCAAUGGAACGUUUUCUCGCUGAAUCUGGAUUAUGGAGUCCCCUGUCGCGACGAUCGGUAUGA
Pyrenophora tritici-repentis Pt-1C-BFP is the source of this 519-nucleotide messenger RNA. RefSeq lists its product as uncharacterized. Lineage: Eukaryota; Fungi; Ascomycota; Dothideomycetes; Pleosporales; Pleosporaceae. The record is from RefSeq and is a predicted model, not a curated record.